CUCUCCCACUGUCACACCCACAGUAGGUAUAGUGUCACCAAUAGCGUAAGUUAGCCUUGGUGUGCUUUUAGGCUGCACCUUUCAAGUCUUGUGAGCGAUCUAGUAGAGUCUAGGAGACAGCCUCAGCCCUCAGGUCCCAAUGCAGACGAUUCUUCAUCAGUCUUCUGGGUGACAUAGAGGCCUGCCUGCCUGCCCUACCUGGUACCUGCUUGCCUUCCUGCCUGGUGCAUCUCCUGGCCCAUCAGAAAACACCAGACACCUGCAGGCUAACAGAAGAGGAGUCUGGGCUAACUGGACCAGACGUCAUCAUCACCACUAGUCUGCAUUACAUCUGUUGCUGGCCUGUCCUGUCUACACUCAGCAAUAGUCUCAUCCUUGCCAGAGACCACCCAGAGACCAGCACACCUUGGCCCAGGAGGCAGCAGCCAUGUCGAGUCUGGGGGAGAGUCUAUCAUCAGAGGGCAGCAGCCCAUCGUUACCGCCCCGCCUAGGUCUGCCCGAGAGCAACAUGGGACACAGGGCCGGGGCUGCCUGGGAGAUGGAGAACACCAAGCCCUGCAUGGAGGCUCUGGAGCAUUGCGGCUUUCCAGGCCUCUACCUGUCCUGCUUCGACAUGCUCUUUACCGAGGACGCCGCCUGGCUGGUGAAGGUGUCCGAGGCCUCCCCGGGUCUGGCCUGCGCCAUGCCUGUCCCUGUACCCAGGAUGGCGCACGGGGAGGAGCCAGAGCAGUGCCCCGUCAUCGACAGCCAGGCCCUGGGGCUCUCCCCGGGGCUAGAGGGCCAGGAGGAGGAGCGCUCCCUGGAACAAGUCCAGAGCAUGGUGGUCGGAGAGGUUCUGAAGGACAUCGAGACGGCCUGCAAGCUGCUCAACAUCACCCCAGACCCCAUGGAGUGGAACUCGGGGAACGUUCAGAAGUGGUUGCUGUGGACAGAGCAUCUGUACAGACUGCCUCAGGCUGGAAAGACCUUCCAGGAGCAGACUGGGAAAGACCUGUGUGCCAUGAGUGAAGAGGACUUCAGGCAGAGGGUCCCUCAGUGUGGAGACACUCUGCACGCCCACCUGGACAUCUGGAAGUCAGCUGCCUGGAUGAAAGAGAGGUGUUCAGUUGGAGACAGCAAAAUCACAGGCGGAGAAGAGCUGUGGUUGGAGGCAGACUCGUCGUGCUCAGGCCAGCCCAUCCACCUGUGGCAGUUCCUCAGAGAGCUGCUCCUCAAGCCCCACAACUACGGACGCUGCAUCCGCUGGCUCAACAAGGAGAAAGGUAUUUUCAAAAUCGAGGACUCUGCUCAGGUGGCGAGACUCUGGGGACGGAGGAAGAACCGUCCAGCGAUGAACUAUGACAAGCUGAGCCGCUCCAUACGGCAGUACUACAAGAAGGGCAUCAUCCGCAAGCCUGACGUCUCCCAGAGACUGGUCUACCAGUUUGUCCACCCAGUAUAAGGGGAAGGAGGAGGACAAAGGCCUACAAAGAAAGGGCCACACGAUCACACCUUGGUCUUGAACAUUACACAACUGAGCUGAAAAGGGGUACAACAAAUGCACUGGCCAACCCCUGUCAGUACACAUACCCUUUGCCAGUACUGAAGUGUCAGCUGCCAAAGCUGGCAAAUUAAGAUUUUAUUUUUUUAACGCAGAGAAGAAAUUUGAGACAAACAUUUUAAGUGAUCUUUCUCUGGACUGCCCCUGCCAUCUGAACUGCCUUUUUAAUUUGCAUGAUCUGCCUGUCCUUGUUUUCCUAUUGUGUCAUUUAACCAAUAAUCAGUAUCUUAAAACAACACUGUAGAAUGAAGAACAGUUUGUUGUUUGUUMAUUUAUCAGAUCUGGUCCCCGUCCUUAGUCUGGGAAUGUAUUUAGGAGUUUUGCUUCAGUAGCGUUCAGUUCUGGCAGUUAUCCAGAGGAGCAAACAGCUCCCUCUUUUUUUAUUAAAUCACAUGGCACACUUCGGAAUUCUCCCGAAAGGCAUUUACAAUAGAGAAUUAGAGCAGUUCACUGAACCUGAAUGGGAGUGCAUCAACAACUCCCUGACAAUGAACUGAAACAGCCACCACAGUCAUCCGACCCUCUCCUAUAUGCACGCUCCAUUAACCCACAGUGGCAAGAAAAAGUAUGUGAACCCUUUGGAAUUACCUGGAUUUCUGAAUAAAUUGGUCAUAAAAUUA
Salvelinus sp. IW2-2015 is the source of this 2160-nucleotide messenger RNA. Its product is annotated as SAM pointed domain-containing Ets transcription factor-like. The record is from RefSeq and is a predicted model, not a curated record. Gene Ontology annotation, cellular component: nucleus. Gene Ontology annotation, molecular function: DNA-binding transcription factor activity, RNA polymerase II-specific; sequence-specific DNA binding. Gene Ontology annotation, biological process: cell differentiation; regulation of transcription by RNA polymerase II. Lineage: Eukaryota; Metazoa; Chordata; Actinopteri; Salmoniformes; Salmonidae.